This is a messenger RNA of Drosophila suzukii, 960 nucleotides long. RefSeq lists its product as uncharacterized. Lineage: Eukaryota; Metazoa; Arthropoda; Insecta; Diptera; Drosophilidae. The record is from RefSeq and is a predicted model, not a curated record.
GUGAUUCAACUUCAACUUAACGCUGCAUAUAUGCCCUAUGACUAUAGGGGCCAAGCCUUACGGGGGAAAAGCAAUGGCAGUUAUAAAUACUUGCACAUACGUACAUGCGUCGGGCAGAUAUUUUCUUUGCAACAAUGUUUUCGAGUCGAAAUUUAUAAAGAGACGGUAGUCAAGAAAACCGUUUAUUGUACUUUUAGGAACCGUUUAACUCAUAUCUCACCGCGAUCGAAAAAAUGCGUAAUAAAUACUUUGCCGUUCUGAUAUGCGCUUCCUGCAUUUGUGGUUGCCUUGCGGAUAGCUACUCCGGGGAUAUUCAAAGUUCUAAUUCUUUGGACUUCGGCAACGACAAUGGAGGCUACAGCUAUAGCUCUCCACCGAGCAACAGCUACCUACCUCCAGCCACCCCCGCACCGGAGUACCUGCCUCCGAAUAAUGGAUACCAAUAUAAUCCACCUCCAAACAACAACUACCUGCCCCCUCCGAACAACAACUAUCUUCCUCCUCCUCCUGAAUAUGGACCUCCCGGAUAUCCUUCGUGGCCCCCACCUCCACCCUUUUAUAAGCCAGCUCCCCCCAUGCCCUACCAUUCGCACGAAGGUUUACUGGAAAAACUUAAGUCCAAGAUCAACUUAUAUACACUUGGAAAGAUAUUGCUGAAGCUCUUGAUAUUCAAGAAAAUUGUCAAGUUUAUUGGUUUGAUUUUCCUGCUUUUGGUUUUGCCAAAGCUGAAAAAUAUUUUCAAGGACGACAUGAUGUCUGGAUCUGGCGAGAGCGAUGGCAUGGAAAGUAAACUUGUAGAAACAGAUAAGGAUAAAUUAGCUCAACAAAUUGAAGAUCUUUACGAUUUCGUAAUAAACUCUAUAGAAAAUUUUGAGGGAAGAAGGUCGUAGAUCCAUCCAAAAAUUAGUUGAAUAUGUAUUAUUACAAAUUGUAUUACAUUUGAUUAUUUAUUUGUUUAAA